Zea mays is the source of this 1983-nucleotide messenger RNA. RefSeq names its product inner membrane protein ALBINO3. The record is from RefSeq and is marked validated. Gene Ontology annotation, molecular function: membrane insertase activity. NCBI's taxonomy places the organism in Eukaryota, Viridiplantae, Streptophyta, Magnoliopsida, Poales, Poaceae. Gene Ontology annotation, cellular component: chloroplast thylakoid membrane. Gene Ontology annotation, biological process: protein insertion into membrane; thylakoid membrane organization; protein localization to chloroplast. The coding region runs from base 161 to 1528 and encodes 455 amino acids. The transcript has 12 exons.
CCCUCCUCCGCGCUCCCGUCAUCUACACCUCUCGCUCCCACCCACGAGUCCCACCGCCACCACCACCAGUCUAUCCCCUCGCCAUUUGUUUCCUCCCCGUGCAUGAAACCCUAAACCUAAACCCCACCUCCCUUCCCGAGCCAUCCCCUCCAGCGCGGCGAUGGCAAAGGCGCUGCUUUCCUCCUCCCUCCUCCCCGCGCUGCCCGGCGCUGCCGGAGGCAGCCGGAGCGCUGCGAGGCCGAUGCUGCUCCCACCGCUCCGGUUGCGGCGCGGCCGGCGCGGCGCCUCCGCUUGCGAGGUGAGGGCGGGCCUGCACGGGCUCGACUCCGUCGGCGGGCCCCACCUUCAGGCCGCGCUGGAGCGCGCCGAGGCGGCGCUAUACACACUCGCUGACGCCGCGGUCGCCGCGGCGGACACCGCCGCGGGCGCAGGGGCCGACGCAGGCCAGGCUGCGGCGGUCCAAAAGAACAGCGGCUGGUUCGGCUUCAUCUCCGAGGCCCUCGAGGUCGUGCUCAAGGUGCUCAAGGAUGGUCUUUCUGCAGUCCAUGUGCCAUACUCCUACGGGUUUGCCAUCAUUCUGCUCACUAUCAUUGUUAAGGCUGCGACAUUGCCUCUAACCAAAAAGCAGGUGGAAUCAACUCUGGCAAUGCAGAAUUUACAGCCGCAGAUUAAGGCAAUCCAGCAGAGAUACGCAGGCAACCAGGAAAGGAUACAGCUAGAGACUGCUCGGUUAUACAAGCAAGCUGGUGUAAACCCUUUAGCAGGAUGUUUUCCAACGUUAGCAACAAUUCCUGUAUGGAUUGGUCUUUACCAGGCCCUUUCAAAUGUAGCAAAUGAGGGGCUAUUGACAGAAGGAUUUUUCUGGAUUCCAUCACUGGGAGGUCCUACAACAAUUGCAGCUCGGCAAAGUGGUUCUGGAAUUACAUGGCUCUUCCCAUUUGUGGAUGGUCAUCCUCCGCUAGGCUGGCAUGACACGAUAUGCUACCUUGUAUUGCCUGUGCUACUUGUUGCUUCUCAGUAUGUAUCUAUGGAGAUCAUGAAGCCACCUCAGAGCGAUGACCCAUCACAGAAGAACACAAUGCUCAUUUUGAAAUUUCUUCCAUUUAUGAUUGGCUGGUUCUCUUUGUCAGUGCCAUCAGGAUUGUCUAUUUACUGGUUUACAAACAAUGUCCUCAGCACAGCCCAGCAGGUGUGGUUACGGAAAAUGGGAGGAGCGAAGCCUGUAGUGACUGAGGGAGGUAGUGGAAUAAUUACCGCAGGACGAGCAAAACGCUCUAAUGCUCAACCUGCCGGAGAGAGGUUUAGGCAGCUAAAGGAAGAAGAGAACAGGAGAAAAUUCAGCAAAGCACUUGCUGCAGGAGAUUCAGAUGCGUCGUCAUCGACAUAUGACAUGGAUGAUGAAGAGUCGGAUGAGACGAUAGAAGAGGGAGGACCUGUGGAGGAAGCAUCUACUAGCAGUGACAAGAAACUUCCAAACUACUCAGGGAAGAAGGGCAAAAGAUCGAAGAGGAAGCGCAUGGUGCAGUAAUCGUUGCAGCAUAAUUGGAUGCGAUUUUUGUCACAACUGGUUAAUUCAGCUGACCAGUUAGGUGCCGUAGUAUCAUGGAGACAGUUUUGGUGGGGGCCUUUUGGAGGCAUAAUUGCAUAAAUCUGAGGUGCAGACAAUUAGACAGUUUCCGGGGACACAAGUAUUUGCUGCUAAGCUAUCCAAUGAACUAGCUCAGUCAGUAUAUAUGCUUUAGACCUGAGGGUAAUGGACAGGAGAACAGGAGUGGGGUAAAUGCACAAGCAGAGAGACAGGAUCUGUAGAGGUAGGCGAGAGAUACUCCGGUGUACUCUGUACAUGGUUCUAAAAAAUUGGGCAGAAACUGGAUUGUCCAGACCGUUCAUAUACGUUGUACUAGCCGGUUGUUGUACUAGCCAGUUGCGCUACGGUUGUUAUAUAUUAUAUAAAUAGAUAUUGAGAUAUUUAUUCAAAUAUAA